AUGAAAAAUUUAAAAUAUUUCCCGCCUCAUAUAUUCUUUUCUAUCACUACCUGUUAUCACAUUUCAGGUGGGAAAGCCGCUUGCUCAUCUUUUAUCGAGAAAUGCUAUGCUUUUAUCGGUGAAAAUGCUGUCGACACUGUGAAAACGACAGCGUUUUGCAAUCUCCCAAAAGAGGCGUUGGUCAAACUGAUAUCAUCGGACUAUCUUGGUCUAGAAGAAGAGGACGUAUGGCGGGCAGUUCUCAAUUGGGCUAAGUAUCAGGCAGGGGUAACGCAGCCCACGCAACACUGGACCGAGGAGGAACGCAUCAGGGUCUGUCAGCACCUGUCCGGUGUGAUUAAUCACGUGCGAUUACUGUUAAUUGAUAGCCAAGUGUUUGCGGAGGAGGUAGAGCCGACUGGGGCAGUACCAAUAGAGAUGUCGUUGGAGAGGUACGAAUUUUUCACUCCCGAUCGAUCGAGCAGCUCGAAAUUUCGAAGGUAUAGGUAUGCAGCCCUGCCGAACAAGUACUCGGAGAUCUGCUCUGACAAGCGACUGCAGCCGCGAGUGAGUCCGUUCCUCUUCCCGGGCUCGCAGAUCCUUUCCAGGGACAAAGUGGGCUUCCAACGCCUUCUGAAUCAGUGGUACGGUGUGCCCAAGCAGAGUUGGCGGCUGGUCUAUCGGGCAUCCACUCAUGGCUACUCGGCGGCGUCUUUUCAUCGGCACUGUGACAACAUUUGUCCGACGUACGUGGUAGUGCUGGGUGUGCGUGGCGAAAUAUGCGGUGGAUUCAGCGACGUUCCAUGGGGCAAGACCAACUCGAAGGCGCAGUACAUCUCCUCGGAGAAAACCUUCCUGUUCACGUUGACGAACAACCAGGACGUACCCCCGACCAAGUUCGACGUCGUGAAGAAGUCGUUCGCGGUCUGCUACCAUCCCGAUGUAGGACCCAUCUUCGGUGCCGGGGCUGAUCUGCUGAUAUCCAGCAACUGCAAUGUCAACAAGGAGAGCUACAGCAACCUGCCGCACAGUUACGAGGGCGACCACGCGUCGAACCACGUGCUGAUGGGGGACUACCACUUCUCAGUAAUCGACUACGAGGUUUUCACCCCCAGCCAUCCCAUCAACAAGGCCAGUCAUUGAGUUGAUCGUAGUAGGUCUCGAUGAAUACUUGCUACGCUGAAGAGUGACGGCUCCACGCGAAAAGCAUACUUUUGAUAUACGUACGUCAUCUCAGAGCUACGACAAUAAUUGAAAGACUGAUUAUUUUAUCUUCCUUUUGUAGCAAUUGUAUUUUACAUUAUACAUACACGAUAAUUGUUGUAAUAAUCUUACGAAUAAAUAUCGCUCAGAGUAAUUUAUCCAUUCGGAUCGCGCAGGCGAAUAUAAUCUCGUGCCGGUUGAGUUUGAAACAUGCUUGACGAGCGAGCACACAUUCUGCGCUCUCGCGGAACACUAUACGCAAUCCAUAUUCGUCGCCCAUAUCCAACAGAGCAUUGCGAAAAGCACGCGUACGUGAGCGCGAGCGACGCGUGUAUUCAUGAAACCGCCUGGGCCAUACCUCGCGUACGCACGUUGAAUAUUCAUAUCGAGGUAUUACGACUAAAUGCGGCCAUCUGUCACCUGACAUUACCAUGUUAAACAGUUACGUCCGUAAAUUCUGCCGGCCAUUCCCGUAUCCUCGUGUUCUCCGCCGAGUACAUCGCGUAUACAUUAACGCCGAGAUGCGAGACUCGAUUCCUCGUAUUCGCCGUCCGCAGGAGUUCUGUUCUCUUAACGCUUCUGCGAAACUUUGACUACUUUUCUUUUUUCUUUUUCCAAAGUAAAGAGCGCACGGACCUCCGAGGCAUUUUUCUUCGCGCGCGUUAUUAUUUUGCAAGUUCUUUUCUAUUUUUACUCAAGUGUCAUAAUAUUGUAAUUUAUUCGAAGGAUAACAAAUAUGUAACAUUCACAGACAAUCUUUAACAAGUGGACGAUCGUCGCGUGUGUAAAUAUGUAAUAUUAAUUAUUUCUUUUUUUAUUAAGUUUUAUUUUUUUAUCGCAGCGCUUUGCAGCACUUAAUCUCGCAGUGAGAAUCGUGGACUUGCAAGUCUCGUAAUAAUUUGUACAAUAUUUUAACGUUGUUCAAAGAUGGGCGCGUAUCGUCAAAGUCACAUUACGUCACAUUGCAAAAAAUUGAUGGAGUAACGAAUUUUUAUUGUUGUCUAGCGUACAAGAGACUAAAUACUUACUGGCCCCGGUCCCUCUUCCACAAACCAUGCCAAUCUAUUAUUUACAAAUUUUCUCCCAGCUUACUACUAUUUAACAAUGUGCGCGGCGUGUGCGUUCCGCGCACGUUUGACUAAAGACGCGUUCUCUCAUCGAUUGAUGAUACAAUCAGCUUGGAAUUGUGCGUGCACGAGAGAUAAUUUGUACUGCGACAAGAAACGAUUUUUUAUUAUUGCUGAUACAAUACUGGCCUUUAUUGACUACGUUCGAUUUACAGCAAGUGCCUAACGAAAUGUGUCGACGAUAAUUCUACGUGAUCAACAACAACUGCGUAACUUGUCGAAAUACUAUCUCACAGUUAAACGCAUAUCUCUACGAAAGGCGAGUUCGAGAUUGCCACGAAACGAACGAACGUGCGAGAAAGUCAAAUCCUACGUCUACUUUUCGUGUGCAAUCUUUAUACUUGUGAAUCUUACAAAUGUAAAUCAGAAUUGCGUCAGCGAUUCGCUCAAUUCUGGAGUAUUCGUCCCGAAGCAGGAGAAUCUGGGACCAAUUGUACGGCAACCCUACAAUUCCAGUUUAUCGCAAUGAGCAUCUCGAGCCUCCAUUGUUUCACGAAAUAGCGUCAAAGUAAAGUUUUUGUUAACAUCAUGAAAUUAUCAUUCGUCAUGAAUUUACAAUUUUCCUGACACCAAGUGCCUUAAUGAAAACAUUAAAUAAUAUUUUUUCAAUCAAAAACCAAUCAAAAUUAAAAA
Molecule: messenger RNA, 2942 nt
Organism: Ooceraea biroi (clonal raider ant)
Lineage: Eukaryota; Metazoa; Arthropoda; Insecta; Hymenoptera; Formicidae
Source: RefSeq, a predicted model, not a curated record